AUGUUUUUGACUACUUCUGACGCUACCUCGAGUGCUUCUUUCUUGCGACCGGCCAAUAUAUUGACGACACCUCUCCGCAGUGUCCAACAAGUGAUCGUCCGCCUCGAAUACGAAGUCGAAGACAAGUCCAUCCGCAAUGAGGAGAGUGCUGUGAACAAGCUCAACAACGUAUCAGAAACGUCCUGGACCACCGAAUGGUGGAGCUACAUGAUAUCCUUCGACGCCCUCACCAAACGUCGCUUGCUGGGCCUCACAGCCAUGUUCCCCGGCAUUCCCGCCUUCGUGGAAGAGGGACGCUUCAAAAAGCCAACACGCUGA
Trichoderma asperellum CBS 433.97 is the source of this 318-nucleotide messenger RNA. The record is from RefSeq and is a predicted model, not a curated record. Lineage: Eukaryota; Fungi; Ascomycota; Sordariomycetes; Hypocreales; Hypocreaceae.